AUCAUGUGUGUGAAAGUAUCAUGUGUUUAACAUUCCUUAAGCCAUGCUUUUAUUUUGGAUUUUUGGAUAAAUGCUAUCAGACACACGACUUUUACCCCGAAAAGGCGACUGAUGUCUUCGUUGCGUGAUAAAAGAACAUGGAGUCUGCCAUCAGGGAGAAGCAGCUCUUUCCAUAGCCAUGGAUCAUUCACUGGAAAGGGUUCAAGCAGCUAUACCGAUUAUGAACCAGAAAGCAUCAUCAACAUACCAAACUCUGUUCUGCAAAAAAGAGCUUCAGUUCAGAUUCACGGAAUAAACGGCGAAGACAUGCCCAACCUUGUUGGUUCUUCUGUGACUGAAGCAGUUUACCUAAUACCCAAAAUACCAAAGCUUUCCUCGAGAAAAUGGCUCGUUGCUCCAUAUUGUUUACUAUUCAUGGCUUCGUAUGUGGCUUCCGGGUCUAUUUUUACGCAAUACGUUUACAACAGGGUGCAAAAAGAUCUUUUCCCAGACAUAGAUGAGCUAAAUUCCACUGAAAAAUGCCAUGUGAAUACAAGUGAUCCGAAUUAUGUCAUGCAUACUGAAGUCCAACAGAAAGCAUCUCAUUGGAACAUGUACUAUUCACUCGCUGGUGGUAUACCGGCAGUGUUUGCGAGUUUGUUUUUCGGUUCAUUAUCGGAUAAAUUCGGAAGAAAGUUCGUGUUCUUUUUACCAUGUUUUGGAGCUAUUAUCAGGAUGGGGGUUUGUUUGCUUGGAAUUUAUUUGGAAUUUAAUAUGUUGUAUUUCCUGAUAGGAUUUGCCAUCGAUGGAAUGACUGGAUACAUAGCAGUUAUGCUUAUGGCCUGUUUUGCAUAUGUGGCGGAUAUAACCCCGCCUAAAGGAAAGGAACGGGCGUUUGCAAUAACCAUGGUAGAACUCUUCAAUGGAAUUGGGGCAACUUUGUUCAGCUUCAUUACCGGUUUCUUUAUACAAGAUACGGGUUUCUUUUAUCCAAUGCUCUGCUCACUAGGAUUAGUUAUUGUCGCUUUAAUUUUAGUCCUGUUCAUACCCGAAAGUUUUACAUCAGAUAAAAGGGACACUGACGAAUCAGUGUGCGAGAAGCUCGCUAAAUCGUUUAGACUUUUUUUCGGAACGUCAAACACUGGGAGACGAUGGCUGUACAACGUUUUAAUGGUUAUAUUCUUGUUAAGUCUGUUCUCCAUGUUUGGAAGAUCCAGCGUGGAACCACUUUACCAACUGGACGACCCGUUUUGCUGGACACCUGAAAAGCUGGGAUAUUAUAGCUCAGCCAAGAAUCUGCUACAGAAUGCCUGUGGGAUGGGCCUUAUCAAAGUAAUGCAGAUGGCGAUGUCCGAUGAAGCAAUUGCCAUGAUGGCCUGUGUAACAUUUGGUUUAAGCCUUGUGAUAGAAGGGCUAGCCCAAAGCGAUCUUCUUCUGUAUAUAGGAGUUUUAAUCGGAUUUCCCGGACCGUUAGUCAUACCCGUAUGCAGGGCUUUGAUGUCAAAACUAACAUUACCUGGCCAGCAAGGGGCAAUAUUUUCAGCUAUUGCCUCAAUGGAAACAAUAGUGAGCACUGGUGGAUCUGUGGCAGGAAAUGAAAUUUAUUCGGCAACCCUUGGAUACUAUCGGGGUUUUGUAUUCUUUGUAUUUUCCGGUUGCAACUUCAUUUGCUUCAUUCUCAUGGGAAUCUACAAAUUUGGAUCUCGACGUGUGUUCCCAGUACCAAUAGAUGUCAGAAGCUGAUGCGUUGUUUAAUGCAGACCUCUUAGGAAAUGUGCAUUCGAAACACUUGACAUUACUGGAUAGGAAUUAAGUGUUUGAUACCUUUGUGAAAGUGUUCUUUAUAAGUUUUCUAUUGUUUUCUUCAUCUAUUUGUGUUUUUAUAUUAUGUAUCUUACGAAAUAUAUUCACGCUAAUGUACUACGAUGUUGUUCUUAAAAACAACAACAUUAUAUUAACAUAAGACCUCCAGAUGCAUGUUCAGAGGAAAUAAAUCAGACGGCAAUACCGGUUUGAAUAUAGACUUAAUCUCGGAAAUUCAGAAGACAUUUCGAAACACAUCCUACUAUAACAUAGCGUUGGGGUACUUGACCUGAUGGUAUCACUAACAUAUCACCCAUUGUCACCCGCAAUCCAUC
Messenger RNA from Mya arenaria, 2117 nucleotides. Its product is annotated as proton-coupled folate transporter-like. The transcript is spliced from 5 exons. The record is from RefSeq and is a predicted model, not a curated record. The coding region runs from base 112 to 1722 and encodes 536 amino acids. Gene Ontology annotation, biological process: transmembrane transport. NCBI's taxonomy places the organism in Eukaryota, Metazoa, Mollusca, Bivalvia, Myida, Myidae. Gene Ontology annotation, cellular component: membrane. Gene Ontology annotation, molecular function: transmembrane transporter activity.